Porites lobata is the source of this 26863-nucleotide messenger RNA. The record is from the annotation of a GenBank genome assembly. NCBI's taxonomy places the organism in Eukaryota, Metazoa, Cnidaria, Anthozoa, Scleractinia, Poritidae.
AAUCGGAAAAUAGAAAUGGCGGUGAAAUGUGGUGUGAAAGGUCCGUGAAUGUUUUGCAGGUUUUGACCUAAAAAUGGAUCAGUUUGGUACUCUUGAACUCGGGUAAGAAUCAUUUAUAUUUUCCUAGGACAUUGUGGUAAACUGUUUGCUCAUAAUGGGAAAAUCUGACGCUACAAUUGCUUGCAAAGGUCUUGCUACAUACUUCGCGCGCAGCUGAGUUACCUUAAACUUGACGGACCUUUAUAUCGAUCCAAAAUUGUUGUUUUUUACUUUAAAAUUGUCUGUUUUAGAUUGAACAGUUCAUCAUUAAAAUAAUUCAAAUAUAAUGCAGGAAAAAAACGAGUCACACGCCUUUAAAGAUGAAAAAUGUAUAAGAUCACAUGUGAAAUGCAUUAUGUCCCAGCUGAUCAAAAACGUCCACAAGAUAAUUCUAGUGGAUAGUGUUUACCAGCUGCGAAAUCGAUCUGGAUUGGCUGCUUUUAACCUGCAAGAACUCUUGUUCUUUUGUAUUAUGAAGCUGACGUUAAGAUUGAGGACUUAUGAAAGUAUUUAACUACGGUCUUACUACAAAAUCGGAUGACGUUCCCUGAAGACUGGCUACUCGAACUUAAUUCUUGGUUCGACCCAAAUAAGAUAGUAGGACAUACAGUGGUGUUGAUUCAAAUGUCUAUCUUUUCAUGUACUUAACUGAAGAAAUUUUGCUUGUUACAUGAAAAGUUAAACAUUUUAACUGUGCCUUACCCAUUGAAAACAUAUUUGACAUGGUAAAAUAUAAUUUUGCACAAGCCUGUCCUAAACAGGGUGUGUAAUUUUGUGCGAGUCUGUCCUAAUUAUAAAUUGGGUGUUGCCUGCACGAUCAAUUUGAUUUGCUAGAUGAAAUUUCUUUGUACUCCAGUAUACAAACACAACGACUAUAAAACAAGACACCGUGCAUUUACUCCUUGUCCUAUACUGGGUAAUGUGUUGUCUUGAACAGGGUACAGUCAACUCUCUUUAAGACGGACACCUUUGGGACUGGCACUAAGUGUCCAUCUUAGAGAGGUGUCCGUCUUAUAGAGGUGUCCGUUAAGAGAGAGUCGACUGUAUUUAUGAUAGGAUUUUUUGUCCGAAACAGGGUCAGGGUUUCAAACUCUCAGCGGCUCACCCAUACCCAAAUAUUGGUCGAGUACCCCCUCCCACCUGCCCUUAGGUUCUCCAGGAAUUUGUCCCUUUCGUGAAGGUGGCUGCUUAAUAGAGGUUUGACUGUAUAAAGUCAUGUCUCAUUUUCUAAUUUCUCGUUGUUCCUCACCAGGUGGGCACAAGGAUAUGAUGGUUCACCAGCCUUAUUUGUUAACAGGGACACCAUCUGCUUUGUCUGCGGAAACAAUGUUAAGUUUAUAAAUACAAAAGAUAAGAAUGAAACAGUUAUUCCAAGUCCUGGUGAUGGAAUUGGUACUCUUGCUGUCAAUCCAUUGUAUAGUAGCUUUGCCUUUGCUGAGCUGAAAAGUGACCCCAAGUUGUUUGUUUAUGUUUAUCCUGACUUCUCAAGACCAAGAGCAACCCUAGAAGGUGAGUUCUUGCUUUCAAUUCAGUGAAAGGUAUGUUACACAAAUGUCGCCAGACUGUUACUUGUAUCUGCUUUUUAACAGAGAAAUCUGUUACCAUAAACUGACACUUAUAAGCCCUCCCCCCCCAGUUAUAGGCCCAUCUACUUGUGUACCUGUAAACAACAGCAACAAGUUUAUUCAGUAUUGCCAUUUCUAUAAAUGUUGUUACGGACUGAAAUACAAUUAUAAACAGAUAAAUUUAAGGAAAUACAGAUAUAAUUGAAUGGUAUAAAUGAAAAAUACAUCCAAUUAUAAUCCCCCUCAGAUAUAAGCCGCUCUAGAUAUAGCCUUCCUAAAACACCUUGAUACGAUGGUGUAUAAAUUCCUGGGCUUAUAAGUGGCAGAAUUCAACUUACUGGGUAUUAGCAUUUUGCAAGCCAUUCAACUACUGAACUAGGUGGAAGACUGGUUUAACCUGAGAAGAGAUUUUAUCCACAAAGUGUUUUGGCCUUUUUUAUUGUGCUCUGACUUCAAUUUUUCUCUGAACAGUGAAAUUUAAUUAAAUGAAUGCAUCAGGUCUUUAAAAUAAUAUUUUCACAUGCACUUACUGGACAGGGUACAUUUUUUUAAGACUGAAAUACUUAAUAUACUUUAUCAUAUCCUUGCUAGGUGGAGCAAGACUGAGUUAUACCUGCAUUGCUUUUGCAAACAACAGUACCAUCCUAGCUACACAUUCAGGCAUUCCUGACUUUCAGCUUACUAUCUGGUAUGUUUUAAUACUAAGGGGUGAUCAAUAGAUUUUGUAUUCCAAGAAUGAUAAUUGCCAGAAAUGAGUUUUAAGACCCUUGGUUUAAAAUCUAAUUAUAAUAUUGGACCAAGUGUUGUUGAUCAUUACCAGUGCACUGGACUUAGGUCCUCUCAGUGAACAGUAAUUUUUGCAGAAAUUCAAUGUCAAAGUUUGCAGAAUUUUAUGGUAAUAAAAGUCCAAUUUCCAAACCUUCUCCUAAGGAUUUCCUUUGUUUUUAAAAGGUGAAAUAAACAUGUUAAAUUUUUAUCAAAACUUUCAGGAACUGGUUUGAUAAGGUGAAAUUAUGUUCUGUCGAUGUUGGAAGACAGCUGUGUUCUGGACUGUCAUUCAGUCCAACAAACUGGCGUCAGCUAUGCACCUUGUCAAAUGAUGUACUCACUCUUUGGAAUGUGGGUCAACUGAACAGAAAAUAUGCCUUAAUGUCAAGGUGAGUAAUUUCUAAAUUUAUUGUUCUUUCCACAUCAAAGCUGUCUCUGUCAAGCUCACUUAAUAUCCCGUUUCACUUUGGAGCUAAGUUGACAUUAACCUGAGAAAACAGCCAACAUUUUAUGGUAAAAGCACACAAAUUCCAUACUGAUAAGGCAAGGGAAAUUUGCUUCAACCGAUCAGAACACUACCUUAAUCUGGGUAGUGACACGUCAUCAGUAUGGAAUUUCUGCGGUCGUUCCUCAGAAGUCAUUUAGCAGAGAAACUGGUGAUGGUAUCAGGAAAUAUUGGCUGUUUUCGCAAGCUACAACUUGUCAUGUGACAAGACUGUUGAGAUAGUUUGUAAAUCACCUCAGAGUUCAUUAUGAAAAGUAUAAGAAUGUUGGAACAAUUUAGGUUUCUGGGAAACUGGUUACCUACCCCUCCCCUAAGCCACUAUUUUGUCCUAAGUGAGAAGUAAGUGAUAAUGUUGGCUUAGGAAAGGGGUGGGUGGGCAGUUUCCCAAAAUUCUAAAUUGAUCCAAAAUGUUAAAGGUGAUACACAGAAGAUGAAACCAAGAUCACUGCAGUAAGAUCAUGGAAGAGUAGCUAAUGAGCUACUGCUAAUAAGAAGCAAUAAAGACGCAGCUAAGUUUUGCUAAUUUUUACUCCCUGUUUCAGUUCUAUAAGGCUACCACCAAUUGAUGGCAGUCCAGAUGAUGAUGAGUUUGAGGACUUAGAUCAUUCUGUAAGUCGAAUGAGUCAUCCAGAAGGAUAUAGGAUAACAAAAGCUGCUAUUGCUGGGUUAGUUGGUGAGACAGCCAAAGGAUAUGAACCAGGUUAGAGAAGACUUUUGUAACAUUUUAAGGUAAUAACAAUAAUGGCGAGUGUUGUUGUUCAUGAAGUAUUUUCUUUUUGCGUGAGUGCUGUAAAAAAAUUAUCCAACACCACAUACAUACAUUAUGUAGCUGUGAGCCUGUAUUAUUGGUCAUUUUGUCAGUGAGUGCCCCAUUCUGAUACCUGUCAAUCGGCCAUGGUGUGGAUGGUGUAUACCACUUCAUAAGCGAGUGAUAGCAUCGUCUUCUUUCAUGUAUUUAAAUAUGUCAUAACUUGUCUGGGUAAGUUUGUCAUUGAUAACAUAUUGGUUUUCCUGUGUGCAGAUGGAUACUCAUAGAUACCAGAUCUUCUUAGCAACACCUCAACCAUCAGGCUGAUUCUGUGCAUGCUUAACUGCCUUACUGUAUAUGUAUUUACUAGAAUAAGCGCUGCGGCACUUGUUAAAUAAGGGCGGCGCUUAUUUGAAAGUUGGGCGUGACAAAGAAUUGUUUUAGCUAUGAUAUUAUUUCCUAUAUUUAAACUAAGAGAAUGAACGUCCUUUGAUUUUGAUAUGCAGGGAUGCAGUGCUUAAAUGGGGUUGGUGCUUAUUAACAUUUUUCUCCCAAAAGUUGCGCUUAUUUGAGGGAGGCACUUAAUCAAGGGUGAUGCUUAUUCAAGUAAAUGCAAUGAAAUUUUUUUAUAUUUUUUAGGUGAGAAGAAGGAGAGAUGUCAGCCAGUAAGUCACAGCUGGACCCCAGAUAGUAGGUUGUACUGUGGCUGUAAAGGAGGCCAAGUUAUCAGCAUUGAUGCCGAGACCAAUCAUGUUACCAUGGUUCUCAAUCCAAGAUUCCAAGAAUCAGGGCGGGACAGAACAGAAACUUUAUCAUUACUAAGGAAGGGAACUAUGGAAUCCAUAGCAGAAAUGGAUGAAGUAAAAGGUAUUUCUCGUUCUCUUCGAAUGGUCCUUUCCUUAGAAUAGAUAUUCAAUAUAUAUGUAUGCAUAAUCUUGUAACAGAAGAACUGAAUGCAUAACUGUCUCUGAAAGCCAUUAAUGAGCUAUUGAUAUUCCUGUGUAAAUAAGCACUGGUCAACAAGCAAUAAGUUUAAGUGAUGAGACUUAUAAAGAGAAGACUUUUAAGACUUAUAGAGAACAAGAUUUCCUUGCUUUCUUAACACUUACCACUUAGUGGUGUGUGUUAAGAAAGCAACUACAGUAGAUCCAGUUCUCUAAUGAUGUAUUUUUUGGUACACGCCAGUGAAGAUACAAUGUGCAGUUCAAGCUUGUACUAAAUGUGAACAGAGAAAACUUGGAGUUUGAUUUGCAGAAGAUACAUCCACACUAUGAGAUAAAUUAACACUCUUUUGAUAUUAAUUUUUAAUUGAACAUGUUACAUGCAGAUGAAGCUGCUGAUAAUGAAGAGAAGCCAAAGACAGCUGACGUGGUAGAUGUAGGCCCAGGCUCAGUAGACUGUCUAGCCCUACAUAAGAAAGGCCUGUAUGUUGCUGGCCAGGUAAGCUGUUACCCUGUUCAUCUCAGGGCCAUUUUAAACAGUCUUUUGGGUUGAAACCUCAUUGGUGACUGUCUACAGUGGACCCCAUUCCUUUUUUUGGACAUAUCAAAUAAUUAUUAUUAGGUAUUUUCCAAAGAAAUGGAUUACCGCGUAUGUGAAGUAUGUUUUGUGCCAUCAAAAUCACAUCAUUAUACCAAAAGAAUUCUAAAGUGAAACAAAAUCUUUGCUGUUCUGUGGUUGUAAACACCAAUGUUGAGUUUCAAUCAGAUACUUUUGUUGUUGUUCCUUUAGGUUUUUGUAAGUGACCUGCAAAGGUUUUGCAUUUGAAAACAAGUUUUUUUCUUAGAAGUGUACCAUAAUGACCAGCUACUCUGGCUAAUAAAAAUGAUUAUUAUAUUAACUGUGAAGUAUUAUCAUUAUAAGGAUCCUUAUAAGAUCAUUAUAAGGCUACAAUAGUACGCGCACUCUUGGUUUUAAUUGAUUGCAGGUUUAGGUCCAAAAUUUCUCAUUGUCAAAGAAACUGUGUCUUGUGGUUUCGAUCGUAUCGCCAGGUUCAUCUCGGUUCAAUGAAAGUGACUCUGAAUGACCUCUUACAUGCAGAUUCAGCAGAUGUUGAAAAUUACUUCUGGUGUUUUCUAUUUUAUUCAUUUUAAGAAUAGUGCUAAACAGGCCAUAUAAUAUAUCAUAUAAUAAAUAACUUAUUAACUUCGUCCGUUCGCUCAUUUCAGGGAAAUCUCAGACCUCGGCCUUGAUGUAUUUACCUCACUAUCGAUUGGUCAAUACAGCAUCAAGGCCUCGGUCUGAGAUUUCCCUGUAAUGACCGCACUCUCAGUUAAUAAGUAGUAUAUAAUGUCCAAGUUCUCCUCGCGAGAAGUAGGCAUUUACAAUGCUCAAAUCGCUGACCCGUGAUAUUAGGUAGUCUUAUGGGAGUCAGGCUUUCUGAGCUAGGGUCAGCUCGGGUUGUUUCAUGCACAAUAACUUUUCUGUCAUGUAUAAACCUACCUGUAGUUAAUUUAGCAAAGCUCACUUCCUUUCAUUACUGAUGAGUUCAUUACAUUGUGACUUUUAGAAUGGUUUGUUGAGGUGUUUGGAUGUUUCUUCCUCCGAGCUUAAAAUUGUGGAGCAGAUCGACGUUGGUUGUGCUGUGUCAAGUCUCAUGUGGUCUCCCAACUACCGAACCAUGGCUCUUGGCAGCCCCAAGGUAAUGUAAAUAACUGGUCCAUGUAUAGUUGUGAUGUAGUAACCUUUUUUACCAUUGGACUUAACAGUCUGGUGUUCCAGCCCUGUGUCAAGUUACAUUACCUGUUAAAGGUGUUCACGGUAUUAUUACUUUGACAUUAGAGAAGUUAAAUAAGCAUCACGUUUAAGUCAAACGGCAAACUCGAAUUUGUACCUCGUGACCAAGUUUCCCCUUUGCUUGCCACCUACUUUUCAUUAUUUCUACACAUAAGUUAGUAGUUUCAGGCAAUUUUUUAUCCAUAAGAAUUUUCUGAGCUGUUCUUAUCCGCUCAUUUUCUAUUUUGAGAAAUUCUUAACUCAAAUCUGACGUUUGUCGUUUGCCGUAUACGUGAAGAUUUAACUCUCUAGUAAUUAUGUACAGUGGAACUUCGAUAUAACGAACCUCGAUAUGACGAUGCCCUUGAUAUAACGAACGAUUUUCUUUACCCCAGUAAUAGUAAAAUAUAAUAAAAAGAACCUCGUUAUUGCGGACAAAUUUUUCCAAUCCCUUGGCCCUUCGUUAUAUCGAGGUUUCACCGUAUAUGGUUUUUGCAUUUAAUCCUGUAUGUUUUCAUGUGUGAAUGGUACUUGUUUUCAGUUUAUAGUUGCUAUCAUUACUCACAAAUUCAGCUUUAUUUGUAAUAAAGAUGAAAUUAUUGACUAGAGGUGUUUUUAAUUCUUUUUUUUUUCUCAGGGAUGUGUUUAUCUGUAUGAUUCUGAAGGAUCUAUUGCAGAGUUGUUAGAUAUUCACAAUGCAGACUUUGUUGGCAUUGACUGUUUGACAGCUGGGACCCAAUACUGUGUGGUAAGAGAAUGGAUCUGUCACCCCACGUAAGAUCAUUCAAGACAGUCUUGGAUUCUGGAUUCCAAGCUGUGGAUUCCAGAUUCCAGGGUUCACAUUCCUUCACAUGCCAACCUCCGGGGAUCUAAAAUCCGGAGACUCUCUAUUUUGCACUACAUCCACCUCGCCAAAUGUCAACAGCCCCAACACCUCCCACCCCCACCCACAAAUUAACCAAGCCACCAUGGCUUAGGAUAUUAUAUGAGGUCUUACAUGAAGUACAUGCUAUCAAAAUACGUGCAAAAAAAGUACCAGAAACCGUACUAUGAGUAAAAAAGUUCAAAUUUUGAGGGAAAAAAUGGGCUAAAUUUCAAACUAAAACAUAGAAAAGCUCAAAAGUCUCUUUUAUGCGGGAGAUUUGGUGACCCGUAUGGGAGAGCGGAGGGUCAAUGCUGUAUCCGGGAGAGUUGCCUUAUAUGUUCCUUGUGAGUGGAACGUAGAUUCUCGAUUCCAUUCGUUGGGGGGAUUCAGCAUUUCUAGGGCUGAAUUCUGGAUUCCAAAGCUCAGUAUUCCUGAUUCGGCAAGAAAAACUGUUUUGGAUUCUGGAUUCCGUGAGCAAAAAUUUCCUGUAAUCCAAAUUCAGAUUACAUUACAUGGGGCGAGCCCUUCCCUAAACAUUGAAAGGUGCUAUAUUUAAUUGCCAAGAAGUGUCACAUCAGUUGAGAAUCAUUUGUUUUAAAACAAUUUUAAUCUACUGUUUUCCAGAGUUGCAGAUCCGAUGGCCUCUUGCAGGUGUGGGACAUACAAACCAGCAGCUUAGUAAGCAAAAUCGAUUUGGACUGUCAGGUAAUUAAAUAGACUUCUAUUGUGGAAACUCUGAGACCAAUUUUCUGUCUGUAUAUGCUGUAGUUGAAUGCAGGUUAAGUGGAUAAAUCUAGUUUGAUUCUCAACGUUAUUCAUUCACAACCUUUUUUCCUAGCUUGCUCACUAAGACUGCGGUCAAAUUGUACCGAACGAAUUUUCGACCGGCUAAGAAAAAUUGACUGGACAUUUUGUUCAUACAGUUCUACAGUUCAAUAUUUUUGCCCUGUUCACAGGGAACUGACAAACCAGGUUGAAUUUCAACUUUUUUCAGUUGUUUUUUCAUCUGCCAACGUGCAAAGCGCUGCUUUAGCAAAUCCAAAAAGGCGUCUCCCAGCUGAGGUCCCGUCCAUCCAUUCAACCACGCGUUUGCCGUACAAAAAUGUUGAUGGUCAAGGCGUUCACACCUGGCCUGUCAAAUUUUUGACCGUAUCGGCGUAAAAUUUUGCCUCGAUUUUCCUAACGGCUCGGCGUCUAAAUUUUCGUACCGUUAGCGUGGUUCGGUGUGAACACCCAAAUUUUCAAGUGGACGAAACUUCGUCCGGUACCCUUUGAGCGUAGCCUUAGGUGGAGUUGGAGCGAUUUUCGUAUUACCUUGAAAAAUGGUUUCGGUAAGUGUUCGUUUUAUUUGUUUUAUCAGCCAAUGGAUGAAGAGAUCAAAACAUUCAUGGACUCUUCGUUCUCCGGCCAAAGAAAACCCUAAUAUGGAGUAGGCCUUGUUCGAUUGGCCAAUCGUGUUACAGUAUGACGUCAAAGCGAAGUAUCAGUUGAUUUCUAGAAAGUUCUCGGGCAUGAAGUUUUUUCACCUGAGCGUUCGCUAAAUCAAUCAAAUCGCUCUAUUUCCGUUCGUUUGUUGUUUCUGUUUUGUUCGCACGUUUUUUCUUUAAGGUCAUACGAAAAUCGCUCUAUCAUCUUCCCUGUACAGGCCUCAUGUAUGCAGUGCAGUCCAUCCUCUAGUACAGUGGCUAUUGGAACUCUUACUGGCCAUAUCUACUUUGUUGAGAUCACUAAUGUGGAGAAGCCACGACUUAUUUACAGAAGUCACUUUCAUAAUGGACCAGUGUUACAACUAAGGUGCGCUGUAUAUGUUCAUCCUAUGUGAUAUCAUUACCUGAAAAUGCUUCAUUGGCAGUUCGGGAUGAUUUGAUUUGCAACCCAUGACCAAAAAAAGGCACCUAAGAAAUGCAUGUAGUUAUAAUUGGUUAAUAAAUGCAGACGGCAGAAGAAUUUUGGCACCUUGACUGCGAUAUUUCUCGCUGAAAUCACCAUUUCGUAGACGCGCGAUUUUGGGUUGCACCCCCGUCGCCAGAUCUUUUCCGGCAAUAAAUUGGGCAAUAAAAUCACGAUAUUAUUCUUCGGUGAUGCCGGUAUGAAGCAGUUUUUUUUUUCUAAUCCAGUUUUUAGGCGUUGCACCAAGCGACUAGGAGUUAUUCAUUAGAGUGUUGGAUUUACUAGUAAAUGCAAAAUGCCGAGAGUAGUAUAGAACGCAUGUUCACACCCUCCUUUUGAGUAGGAAUCGCAUUAAUGUAGGUGUGUUCCUUCUCCAGUAAAUGAGUCGACUCUAGUAUCCCUCGCAGCCGUUUUUAGGGAGUUUUAGCAACGAUGACGGCGACAACAGCGAGACCGUCAAAACAGCAAUAGGUUUAUUAAGCAAAACAACAGGUUUGCACGUGCUUCACGCUCUUCUGUACAUUUCUUAGCCGUUACUGCACGACGACGACGUGAAAAUGCCUAAUUUCACGUUUUAUGGAGGACGUAAACAAGCGACGGCGAAAGUUUCUUUCUCUUUCUUAACUUGAAUGCGGUCUCCAAGAAAUCAACUCUAGAGAAAUUUGCCUACUUUAGACAUUUUCAGUGAAUUAGAAUAAACGCGAAACAGUUUGAAAAACGCCGAUUCAUUUUAAAAGUGAUGUUUUAGCUACCGUCGCGGUCGUCGAUGCUAAAACUCCCUUUUGUCUCGUCACACAACGCUCAUCCCUAAUUUAUGAGACUCAUCCCCUCAAAAAAGGUACAAAUCAUGCCACCCUAUACUACUAUCACAUGUUCUCGUCUUCUGGGGUUAUUGUAAAAACCGAUGCAAGGGCUAUAAAUUGAGUCUCCAAAGUAACCCCGGAGUCUUGUCCUCAGCAAAAAGCCUGUCGACAGUACAAGUGUUCUGAUUUUGUCUGCAACAUGUAUGCCACUUCGUCCUAUCGCUUUUUCUACUGUUGACCUUUGCUUGUAUCACGUUUUCAGUUACGACUGGAGUGGACAGAUGUUUGUCACUGGAUCAAAUGAUGGUCACGUGUUUGUGUGUGAUGCGAGAGUCAGUAACAACUUUAAAGUUCUCGGACAUUUAGGUCAGAACUGGUCUAUUGUUGACACCUUUCAGCUCUCUGUUCUACCCUCUACUACCCUCUACUCCCCGUCUCUGAUAGCUGAGUUCCCGAAACAAACCUAACUCCUUUGACAACUCCAAAUAUAUAGGUUUGACUGGUAUGUAAUUCGAGUCAAAAUACAACGAAGACCUCGAGCAACAUUCAUUAUUAUCGCCUGCGGCUUUGCGCUCAAACAAACACAAAAGUACAGAUGUAAUUACUAUGGCCAAUCACAACGUCCAGGCACAAACAAUCCAAUCAGCCAAUCAGAAACCGUAAAAAAAAAAAAAAACAAGAAAAGAGAGGUAAAAUGUGCGCACAUGUUGAAAUCGGUUUUGGUUUUUAUUCUGCUUCUUGGCUGAAGAGAGCUGCGCGAGAUUUUUAGCCAGUCACAAGACUUAAAGAUUGCACAAUAAAGGGAGAACACGAUCAAGGUGAAUCUAAACCAUAGGUUAAAAUCUUUUCCUUUUGGGUCGAAUGUUAUCUCGAGCCCCUAUUUUAUCAUGCCUCUUUCAAUUUAGGAACAUGAUAAAUGUAUUGAACCCGGGUGACAUUUCAUACGUAGGUGGAAUAUCUGGAAUAUGAUCGUCCAGGUGAAUGUAGUCCCAAAUAGGACUGUUGUUGACAGUGACUGACGUUUCGACAACCUGUACAAUCUGACUUUGCCGAAACGUCAGUCACUGUCAAACUGUCAAACCGCAUUCACCCAGUCGAUCAUAUUCCACUAACUUAUCCGUUUGGGAUGGAAAUAACUACUGGCUAUGAAAAUGUUACUUUUGACACUCGAUGGGAAACCGACAAAAUAAGCUUGCAGAGGGGAAGUGUACUUCUUUCCUUGAUACUGGGACUUGUCUACAGGGCACUGAUUGAAAAUUAUGCGUUAUUGUCAAUUGAAAUUGUUUUUGUUUGUUUUUCCUUCACAAAGAUUUACCAGGCACAGUAUGCUCAGUUGCCACAAUAAAUAGCCGUGAAAAGGAUUCCCAAGGCCCUUGGAAAAUUGCAGUGGCUUACCUUACAAGUGAAAAAAGCCCUUUAGCAACGAACCUUUUAGAAUUCGAAGUCACUAUGGAUAUUUUAAAUGGUAAGUUAAAUAUAUUUUGGCAAAGUGAACAUCUGUUCGAUUGAUCGUAUUUUUAGACUAAGAAUUCACAGAGAGCUUGUUCAAAAUCCUCCUUAUCUCUAUUUUGCCAUUACUAGAAUGCUAAAUACAUCUUGUAUGGAAGCCAGAUUUCAGAUGGUACGGUGUGCAUAGACUCUUAAAUAAUCGAUUUCUAUAGUUAAUUGUAUUUCAUCCUAUUCGGUCAAUAGCGCUAAGUUGAAUCUCACGGAAGAUGUUAUAAUCUCCCUUUAUACUCACCUUCCUACAGCUUUUAUGUAGCACGCACCAACCUGAAGAGCACCAGGCACGUGUUGUUGCUAUAGCAAUUGUGAAUUUACCCUGGCAAGAGAGAAUAUUGGGAUUGUUCUCUCUUGGCUCCCUGACUCUGAAGAUAACUUAAAAGUACGUUGUAGAUAUGGACACUUCAGGCACCGAAUGCCAAGCUUGCGGGCCAAAAAGGCUUCGUAGGCAUUGGCCAUUGUUAGGUCAGGGGUAGGGUGAAUUCUUCUAUUGGACUGCUUGGGGGACGUAAAAUACUUGUGUUAGCCAAUAAAACAAUCACUAGCGUUCCCUAAACAGUCCAAUAAGAGUAGUCGACACAACAACGAUCCAUUCUCAUGUACAACCUUAAACUGGAAAAUGGAAAGGGGCGACGUCAUGCUACUUGCGCUCUUUUUAAAAAGCUAAAACGUUUUUGGCAUCAAUUGAAUUCUAAAAAUAAUGGUCCAGCUUUGUUAUUUUAGACUAUAUUUAGGUAUUGAAACUGUUCCCUGUCGUCUGUUGCAACGGAUUGCAAGAAUGGACAUGGAUUGAAACUUGAAAAAGUUGGGUAAACUUUUUCAACUUUAAUACUAUGCCUCCAAAAAUCACCAAGAAAAUUAUUAUGGCUGGUUCUUCCUGAUAAAUUUUGUGUGAUAUCUUCUUUAUACUGUCUUCAUAACGCUACAAGAACAUUUUGUGUAUGGGUUACAGGCACUAAGUAACGACUUCAGAACAGAAUUGAUCUAAAACCGCAAUGUCCUCGUUACAUGGCCAGUUUUACGUGCCUAAAAAGGAACUGUCUUCUGAAUGAUUUCUGAUUGAUCAGGUGCACAGGAAGCUUUUCUGAAUAAGACGCUUCUGUACAGAGAUGAAGCAGUAAAAAAGGCCAUUCAUCAGCUUGCUGCUCCGUGUUACAGUCUGGUGCUCACAAGUCCACAGACUGCUCUAUCAGUGGCGCAUGCCAGAAAGGAGAUGGUCAAACUAGCACUUACAGGGGAGGGCAAGGUAAGUAGUAGCACCAAGAGAGGGGUAGAUGGGGCAAAACGUAAGGCUGUUAGAGGUGGGGAGGAGAGAAUUGAGAUAUCACAUGAGCACAGGCUAAAGCUGACAAGGUUGGGGUGGAUACGGUCGUACUCUCAAAGGACUAAGGCCCGGUUCAGACGCCGUACUUUUCAUGAGCCGAACCUAAUACAUUGAAUUAAGUACAUGAAAAGUUCGGCGUCUGGAUCAGUUAGGAACGCCUGUUUCAAUUUGGAACGGCUCACCCGUUCUUUUCGCCUAGCCCGGCCGGGAAUUUCGCCUUUCGAUCAACUUUGGAACGCCUUUGAUUCAGACGCCGAACUUUUCAUGUACCGAACCUAAUGCAUAACUUCUUAUAACGUAUUUUGUAAGCAGUUUGACCAAAAUGCGCAUUUUUCGCCUUCUGAAUUUAGUUCGGCUGGAAUUAAGAUCGGCGUCUGAAUCAAUUUAGCCGGUCUAAAUAAUUUGGGUCGGCCUUAAUUCGAAUUAGGUUCGGCUCAUGAAAAGUUCGGCGUCUGAACCGGGCCUAAAACUCCUAAAUGAGAUGAAAUAGUCCAUACUUUACGAUAAACCGUUUCUGGAGCACGGGGCGGAUAAAUUGACAAUACCCCGCUUUGCCGUAAAUACGGUUAGACUGCCUCUUACCCCAGAGACACAGCUAGGCUAGCGGGUUGGGCGAAGAAAUUUUGUUUCCCUUCAAAAUAAACAGCAAAUAAACACAUGGCAAUCAUGUUCUCCUACCCACACCUGUAGUCAGAAACAGUGUAUCUCAAAGUCUUUAAUACAACGACUACAGUCAAGGUUCUAUUUAGUGGUCUGCCAUUAAACGGCUUCCCACUAUUCAGCGGCAAGAUACCAAAAUCCUGGCGGAAGAAUUGUCAGUGAGUCACUCUGUGAAGGGUUCAGAGUUAACAAUUUAACAAUUUUGGGGAAUACCGUAUUUAUUCGAUUAAACGCCGCGGCGUUUAUUAAAUUUUCAGCGUUUCCUAUGCGGCGUCUAUUCGAGGGUGACGUUUACUUCGAAAUCACUUUUCUUAAAUCACUGACAACAGUUACUGGAAAUCGUUUGUAAAUAUUAUGUAAUAUAAAGGUCUUAAUGUCUCUCUUAUUUUGCUGAGACAGAAUCGUAAAUGUCUGAAUGGUGUAAAUUACCAAGUUGUACCGAUUUCUUUCUUAUCAUCCUAGAGUAGACGCCGCGGUCUUUCGAUUAGGUGCGGCGUUUAUUCGAGGGCAGCGUUUAAUGGUAAUUUUGCUUUCAUCUGCGGCGUUUAAUUGAACAAAUACGGUAGCACGGAAUAUGAGAAAUCGGUUUCUAAGGCUGCCAGUGUAUUUCUUUUUUUCCCGUCUUGUAUUGAGAUGAGACUCUCAACCCUCAGGUGGCUCCAUCGGACACCAAGCUGAAGCCAUCCGGUUCUUACCCAGGCCAUGAGUUGCAUGGUGGUCGCGUGACCUUAUCCCCUCAUUUAAGAUGGCUGGCUAGUUGUGCUGCCGAUGGCAAACUUCUCCUGAGAGCAGUGGGUGCACUGGUAAGAUUUGCUUCAUUUUCCUAUUUCCGGCCAAGGACAAUGUAACGCAACUGACGUAAGCCGACUUCCGGGGCUCAAUUUGCCGCACUGCCAUUGGUCAAGCCAGUUUUUAGAUCUGCGCGCUGUAGGAAGUUUAAGCAACGUCGUUUUUGAGCUACACACGUCAACCGGAAGUAGACGUUUUGUACUCUUCGGCCGUAAUUUUGAACAAAUUCUUGAACUAGUCGUCUCUUUAAGAGUAACGACACCUAGCAAUACAAACUUGAAAGCGUCAAGGCGUAUUAAAAGAGAAAAAGGCUCACUUCCGGUUAACGUACCUCGCUCAAAAGCGUCACUGCGUAAACUCCCUAGUAAUGUCGUCCUGUUGUCUCUGCUAAAUCAGCGAGGUGCCAAUAACCCGAAGUGAGCAACUUGUAUUCGUGUCACGGCGUUUUUACAGACCAGUUUAUUUUCGGAACGAUUUUGGCGCGAAUUUGGAAUAUCUGUGAACUCCCCCAAACCAGUAAGCAAAAAAAUGGAAUUUUUGACAUGUUAAUGACAUAUUUUUCCGUUUGAUGAUAUCUUAUACUUUGAAUGCGCUCUUAGAGGGACUCUUUCUUUCACUUUCUCAAGAAAAAUUGCACUAAAAUCUAUUUAAAAAUGAACCGGUCCAUUGACCGUGCGUACGGACAUUUUAUUUUUGGUUUUGCUUUUCGUUGUUGUUGUUAUUGUUUUUUGGUGAUCUCAAACGUGUCGUGCCAUUCAUUGUAGGACCGUACAUUGCGUGUGCCAGCGCAUCAUUACAAGCGGGGUGGAGCCACUCAUAUUUGCUUCACUGGCGAUUCACAGCGUGUGUUGAGCACAGGUGCGGAUGGAGUUCUGGCUUGCUGGGUCUGGAACUACUCAUCAACAGGUAAUGAAAGGAAAUAUAAUUGUAAUGAUCAACUUGGCGUUACCCUUUUGAAAAUUUAUUACAAUGAUAUAGUUCCCUAUUGUCUACACCACCACCGUCAUUAGGGAGCUUAAGCAACGCCGACGAUGACGGCAACGAGAACGUCAAAAAAGCAAUAGGUCUAUAUUAGCAAAACCACAACUCUGCACGUGUAUCACGCGUCUCUGUACAUUUCUUUGCCGUCGUUGCGCGACCUCCACGUGAAACUGCCUAAAUUCACGUUUUGUGGAGGACGUGAAUACAGGACAACGAUUCUGCAAUUCUUUUCUUAAACAUAGAUAGAGUCCGUUAGAAUUCAUCUCCAGAAAAAAUUCACUAACACUUUACAAAUUGGACGACAUGGAAUAAGAGCGAUGAAUUUUUAAAGAGUGUGAAUUCACGUUUUAAGAGACGUUUUCACCACCGUCGUGGCCGUUGUCGUCGUCGUUGUCCCCGGGGAGGGGUACUUGGGUUAAUUCCCCCCCACCUCGGGCUAUUGUCACAGCUGCCAGCUUCAUCACCCGUACCACCAUUAUCACCACCAUCACCAAGUCGCCUUUGGCUUUAUUGUCUUAAAACAGCAGGACUUGGAUAUGCUUGUCUUGAAUAAAAAGCUUCACCAUCAUAAUCACCACCGUUCUACUCAUAGCCGCCAGCAACAUCACAGUCGCAAUUAUCAUCACCAUAGCCUGAGGAAAUGACGCCACCACUGGUUCCCCCGCAAAAUGACGUCGUAGAAACGAGUGCAGAAAUUCCAUACUGAUGACGUUUCACCAACUGGCCAGUGCUUCUGAUUGGCCAUGUCGCGAGGGAAAUUUGCUUCAACUAAUCAGAAGCACUGUCCAGAUCUGGGUAGUGUCGCGUCCUCAGUAUGGAAUUUCUGCGCCUGUUCCUCAGACGUCAUCUUGCGGAGAAACCAGUGGUGGUGUCGUGAAGUGUCGACCGUUUUAUGUGGCUGUCAUCACCAUCUUAACAUCACCGCCAUUUAUCAUUACAAAAUUUAUUUGUAGGAAGAGGAAAAGCUACUGCCGCCAUAGAUGCUGCGCGUGCACGUACGUCACUAUUGGCCACCACUAGAAAGGAAGAGGACAGUCUGGCGGCUCAGAGGGGAGAUUACAUUCCCAGGCCCCUUUCGCCAGUUGAGAAGGCAAACACUGAGGCGAGUGAGAAACAACAGAAGAUUGUCAAAGACCGAAUUUACACGACCCCCACUCCCACCCCUUCAGAAGAUGCUACGUGGCUUGAGAAGGCCGUCAGUGAGGUAUAAAAAGAAUUGUUUUAACUUAAAAGUGGUGCUUUUAGACUCAGUCUAGAUAAGAUUUUUUUGGUGCAUAGAUGAACACUGAGUCGUUCGAUGCGAGUCGAACUCUUCAGCUUGAAUCAGCUUUUAAACACUAUUUUGUUGUGAUACUGUUUGCUUCAUUGGACCGGUUCUUUCAAACAUUUUCUACGACUGAAAUCACAAGAGCUAAUAACUGAGCAUUAUAUUAUAUCUAUCGGUGGUUCUAGCCUUUGAAUUUUUGUGAAUCAAACGGUAAAGUUAGACUAUUCAGGUGAAAGCUACUCAACAUUACUUUCCUGUAAAGAGUAUCUCUAAUUUUCUGUGGGUAAAAUUUCCUGGAUGGUUUGGCUUUUCCACUGAAAGCUCUAAGAGCGAGAGGUUUUUUUAUCGUACUGGUUGUUUUCCUUUGUCCCACAAACGGCUAGAGCUUCGCGUGGCUCGGAUGACCACUUAGAAAUGGCGGUUCCGUCUUCAAGUAAGAGACGUUAAAGCAAUGUUUUUCAUUGGUUGACACUUGUUGAAUGAAGUGCUCAAUUUUUGUUGUUUGUUUGUCUGUUUUUGGGCAAAGAAAUUUUCAUAAUGAAGUUUAAUUUUUGCUUCUUUUGGGAGUCAGAAGCCAGCCAACCUUUUCCUCUUUGCAAAUCAACCAACACCUUGCAGUGGCGAAUCUAGACCUUCAGGUAAAUGUGGGGCCCUGUCAUCCAGACCCUGGGAUAAGAGGGGGGGAGGGAGGGGUGGUCUCCAAGAAAUUUGUUUCGUGUCUGUUUCGGCCCUUCGGGCCUCAGUUUGGACUAAAAAUAAGGGGGGCGGGUCCUACCGGGCCCCUCCCCUGCAUCUGCCACUGCCUUAUACAACUAAAGCAAGCUUCACUGAACUCGAGGACGGUCCGUGUGUUUCUAUGUCGAUUGAGUUUACCUUAUAGUUUCCUCCUUUCUCAGAGCCAACGUGAAGAGGCCAAAAAAUUCGCCGAAAUUAAACGGAAGUUGCGUCUGGAGAUACAAGAAUUACGUGAGACUGUUCUGCAGAUGAUGAGGGAAAACCAGGAAGCACCGGAACUAGAAAGACUCGACAGGCAUGAGUACAAUUUGGACGUGGAUCAGCGACAGAAACUGGUUUUAGAAGGAGAAGAGAAAAUUAAACAGGUUUGGGCGUCCAACUUUAAAUGGCAAAAACAAUGUCUGACUCUGUGUUUAAAGACAGAAAAAUAUUGGUGAUUUGUUAUCGUUGCUUAUAUUUGUGAACAAGGUUUAUCAUAUGGGUGAAUCCGCGAGCGGGCAAGAUGAUGCGAAUCCUGUGUUCUGAUUGGCUACCCGAGCGGGCAAGAUGGGCCCAUUUUGCCCGCUCGGGAUUUCCCGCGUUGGUCCCGUAAGAAAAAGUUUUUUUUUGGACUUAUAAUAAAUCCUUCAUUGAUUAAGCUUGUUUGGUCAAGAUGGCUGGACAUCGGCCGCGUUUUUUUUGCGUCUUUAUUGACCUUGACUCGCUCCAUAAAAACUCAAAAGACAACUUGACCACAUCCAGCUAUCUUGACCUCUCGCUUGGUCAGUAAUGUAUUUAUUACCUUUUACAUUACAGGUUCGCGAGGAGAUACAACUGGCCAAUCUAGCUAACCAAUACCUACGGGACAUGAUAAAGAAGGAGUGCUGGACCGCUAUGGCUGUAAAAGGACGGUCUGUAAACGCCUUUCAUCUGCCUUUAUCAGUAUCGAACUACCCGAUGAAAGAGCGAACCAAAGCUGAACUCGAAGAUGUUCAAUACGUCACUAACCAGAGGAAAAUAGAAGAAGCGGAAGCUGACUCCAGUAAAAAGGUGGCUUCAAGUCCCACUUCCGCCAGGAACACUCCACUUGUUGGUAAGAACACUUCGACCUGUGCAACAGGUAGAAAGGCAGAUAAAAGGAGAGAUAGACAGACGAACGGACGGACGGACGGACGGACGAAGAGACAGACAGACAGACAGACAAACAGAUAGACAAAACGACGGCCGGACGGAUAAACACACAAACAGAGACGAAAAUCUCCAGUUUCGUGCGAUAGUGCUGUGACCGAGAAUUCCAAACGGCUUCUCUGCUGGGCUUUGAGGAAAUUAUAAUUUAAUCAUCGCAAGGACAUUCCAUAGCUUAUUCCAACAAUUUUGUAUUUGAUUCCUCUACAGAUGAACGCCACGAGUUUGAGGACGAGGAUGCCCUAGCUGACGAUGACGGAGAGACGUCUGGAGACAACCCUGCUACGUCCGGGAGUCGUGGCUCAGCAUAUGGGGGAGGGAACGAGCUUUUCCAGAGCCAAUUUCAGCUUCACACGGUUCAGCAGAAGCUCAACCAAAUUGUCUUGUUACAGGUAAGCAUAGAUCAAAAAAUGAAUCCUAGUGCUAGUCUGGUUCAAUAAAGAGCAAGAAAAGGAGGGGAUAUGAUGGUUUCCAGACCUUAAAAAAGCCACAAUUCAGGGCACUUUCCAUUUGUCAGAACUGACCGGCCAAACCCUUCCCUUCCUAAUGAGAAUCUCACUAUCAAUCAAAACUAUCCAGCCAGAUCGGUCAAAUCCUAAAUAGUGUGAAGGAAGGAGACGGUUUUUCAGCAAAACCCUUGGAAAAAACCGAUUUCAUAGUCAAAAUGACUGGUCCGGCAAUGGUCCGGCCGGCCAGUACUGACAAAUGGAAAGCGCCCCAUUAAUAUCUCGUCAACGGUAGAAGAUUUUUUUACUUUGAAGAAACAAUAGAACUGUUUCAAACAUGGAUUGCAAAAGUUGGUAGAAAGAUCAAGUACCACUGAGCUGUGCAGUUUGAUUUAAUUAUGACUUUUUUUAACGUGUUUCAAGUCUUUCGUAGGUACCCAAACAAAUCUGCCCAUGAAUUUUAGUUAAAUAAUGAAAAAAAUAGUUCAUGUUUUAAAAAUCUCUUUUUCCAUCGUCAAAUCAAGUAUAUUUAUAAGCUUUACUCUAUGGCAGGAUGCCAUUUACAGAAUCAAGGUGGCCUUCAACAAGGAGUUUGACGAUGUUUUCAAACAAAAAGAAGCGGAGAUCAAACGAGUCAGCGAAAAGAACGACCGAAUAAGGAAGAUACUCGGUGACCUGGAGCUUGUCGAGAAGGUUUUUACACCGGUCAUGAGCGUGGACGAGAAGCCAGAGCUGCUGUUAGAAGUCAAAGAUGACGAGGUUCCGUUUGAGAAGUACAUCAGUCCUGAAGAGCAGGCGAAACUCGAAGAACAAGCCCGGAUUGAUGAAGGUUUGUAACAAGGGAUUGAAGGGCUAACAGGGAGCUCUCCAUUUGGGGAUAUCGUGGAAAGUUUCGCGCGAGCGACAUGCGAAAGGAGAAUCGAGAGAGAUGAGCUUUGCCGCUUGCUGAAGCGUUCUCUUGCAGGUUUCCACGCCAUUUGAAAUGGAAAGCGGGCUACGAGGCUCUAAAGUGAUCGAAAACUCAUCAACAUUUAACUUUACGCUUUAGAGACUUUCGCGCGUGAUGGAGACUACUGCUAGACCGCCACGGUCAAAUAAUGGGUCCCUCCUACCAGAAAUUUAUUUGAAGUGGAGCGUCAAAGAAUUCAUUGUAGAGUUGUUGAAAACACCACCCAAAUUCUGAAAAAUCGGAUGUUGUCACUGGAAAUAGACCCAAUAAAUGUUGGUUUAGGGCGCUUCCCAUUUGACAGAACGGUCCGUUGAGAGUACCCUGGUCAGAGAGAGAAUUCCACUAUUAAUCAGGACCAUCCAGCCAGAUAGUAGGCACGGAACAGAUGGGUUUUGCGAACCUUUUGCAGAAAGACUAACAUUUCAUUUUUAAAAUGUCCGCCCGGCUGGUGGCCCUCAAGUGUGGUUUCCAUAUGAUCGUCCCGAUCGGCCGAUGCAUUCGUCUCAAAUAAUUUUCAGGCGAUCGGAACGAUCAUAUGGAAACGCUACCCAGACGAUCGUAAACAACCCUGGCGACUGAGACGACCUCGAUUGCAUUGGAUAGAAUUGAGUGCUAUCCGGACGAUCGAGUAAAUUUGAAGCGAUUAUAAAAAAGGAGCGCAGGUUUUUUGAGAACAAGUGUGCAUGGCGAGUGUUCUGACGAGUUCAGCAAUGAUUAUUAUGCAACAUUUCUUUUCCAUGUAGAGCGAAGGCUAGCUGAGAAAGGGGAUAACGCACGUGAGCGUGCACUGAUGAUGAUGAUGCAGGGGCGACUGGAGGCCAACCCUGAAGACGAACUGAAGAAGGAUCUGGUCCCGCCUGACUUCAUUAUCAACAAACCUCAAGAGGAAUGGAGUGAAGACGACCAAAAAGCUGCCAAGGAGUUUGAGAAGAAGAAGCAACAACUGCAAGAGGAUCGUGAGAAGUAUCGCAAAUCACUGGAGACUGAGCUCAAGAAAUUGCAGAGUGGCAUCUCUGAAGCGACUGCUGUAUUUGAUGAGAAACUGGGCCAGUUGUUUCAGAGGAAAGUCAAGACCGAGAUGGUUAUCUACCAGGUAUGUUGACAGAUAGGUGGGUCAGUUGGUGAGCAGGCAAUUCUUUCUUUAAUCUUGGUGGGUCACCGAGCAGGCAGGCUGCUCCGCCAAUCAAUACGUAGGCAGUAAGAUGGGGAUCGUGACCGGUCUGUGAGUAGGUAGAUAGAAGGAUCAGUUAAACGGUCGCCUUGUAGGAAGGGAGCUCAUUUGGUUGGUUAGAAUGUAGGUAGUAGGACGGUUGGUUGUUACUAGGUCGAUUAGUUAAUUGGUAAGCAGCGGUGUCACACAAGUACCAAAGGACGCUCUGUAGCCAUGGUUGAAUGAAUGCUAUUAUGUCGUAAAUCACUGCCAGCCAUUCGUGCUAGCCUGAGAAAACAGCCAGUCGUGCUGCGAGGGAAAUUUUCUUCAACCAAUUGAAUUUCUGCUUUCGUGCCUCGCACGUCCAUUUCUCGGGGAAAUCAGUGGUGGGGUCGCGAAAUGUCGGCUGUUUUCAAAGGCUAAUCCGUGCUCGUAAGGUUUCGUUGAAUAACUGGCGCAAAUUAUUCUUAUACGCUUAAUUUAACGAUGCUAUUAUCCCCUUCAUAAUUUUUGCAGGAAGAACUCAAGAUCCUUCGCCUGAUGGUGUCAGUAUUAACGGAAGGAGAGCUGGAAAUUCAGGAGACAGAGUUGACUCGCCGCAUGAACGACACCAAAGAUAAAAAGACGCAGACUGCAGGAGCUUUAGCUGAAGCCAAACGAGAAGUGGAUCAGUUCCGUGAUUCCUACGAGAUUGUAUUGGCUGAGGACAAGGCUCUGGAUAAAGCCUUCAAAAAGGAGUUUGCAGACCAGGAUAUGCAUACCGUGGAACAGCUUUAUAAACUCUUCAAGCGAAGGCCCAGGUGAGUUGGUUAAAAUGGAACAGUAAUGCUUCUCGUAGUCUUGACAGUGCUCAAUAAGGUCAAGGGAGUCUACGGGGCUACGGGGUUGGUAUGGUGAAGGGUUGGGCAUAAUGUCCCUCAAGUAGUCUUGGCUGUGCUCAACAAGGUCAAGGGAAUCCAGAGGCGUGGUGCGGAGAACGGUUAGGGAUCUCUGAUUGGAUUAUGUUCCUCAAGAGGCAAUCUCGUUCCCAGGACCUUCAUUCUUUUGGGAUUGAACAGAAAAUGUCCUGGGAGCGAGACUGCUCAAGAAGUGCUCUUGGAGAUAUCGUACGGAUAUCUGUAGAUGACUAGCCGCUUGAGACAUGUAUAAGAUAUGCAGAACUGUUUAACUGUUAAAUUGUGUGGAACGCAGUACUAUCAGCAACUUCACUGACUUGAAAAAGUCAGCCUAGUCAAAAUAAGUAACAAUCUUGCAGUUUGUAAGUGGUGAUAAAUCUACGAUUUGAGAAUGGUAUUUUUUUCUUCAGGGGACAGAAGCAGCUCAAGGCCGCGACUGAAUCGCACGGUGAUCUUCCAGAGAGCGGAAGCCCAUUUGGUCCCAGACCUUCGUCCUCUCGCGCAAAUUCUGAGGCGGUGCGAAGCUUGGAGCGCGCAAUGGACGAGUUAGAUGACGAACAGCACAUGCCCGAAGGUGUGGAACCUGCUGUCUGGCAAAGACUUGUUCAAGCCAGGAGGCAGAAAGUCGAGAGCGAGCAACAGGUUUGAAGAUACGUGUAAUCACAGAGAACAAGCAACAAGUGAAUGUAGUUUAAGUUACGGCUUUUCGUCCCUACUGAGUGGGUGCUUUGAUCUGCAUAUACUUAAGAACAGCUACAAAAUUCAUGUGAGAACAUUUUAAUCUAUGUUGUUUUUUUAUUCGGGGCACAGGUUAAAGCUAAGGCCUUGACAUUGGCUGAAAUGAAUUCCUUCCUGCAAAAACGAACUGAAGAAGAUGAAAAAGUCAACAGAGAGCUGGAAAUCACUCUUCAGGAACUUCAGAGGUAUUGGAAGCAGUUCCCUCUUCACACGUAACUGUUCCUUACUGCUCUUUGUCGCGCGAGAAUUUAUGAGGUCACCAAAUGGCCUCAGGCAUUCCUGUUGGAAGCGAAGGCUAAGCUGCGUUUUCGAGUUUCCUCUUAGCGGUUUAGGAGAAGGGCCAUCGGUCGCUAAGACGCUCCAUAAGAACUUCUCAGGCUUGAGUCCCUGUACAAUCGGCUACUUACGCUAUCAAUCCUGUUGAUGAUAAAUGUUAGUGUUCUAGCGAAACAGUUUGAUUUAAAACAAACCGUUUCCGUAUGAUGACACUUUUAUGCCCCACCAAAACUUCAAAAAUUGUGGACUCUUGGCGUCCAGUAAUGUACGACGGAUUGUGGGAUAUUUUCCUUCCUUUCUCUGCCAGAAAAGCUAACUGGAACUCUUUAAUCAGUGAAAUAAUCUGAUGCAGUUCUUCUUGUUUUGAUUGUUUGUUUGUUUGUUUGUUUUUGAAGGUUGAGAGAUGAAAAAAUGAGGUUUCUUAUUAAUUUAGAAGUACAGUUGUUGCUAAAACAAGGACAGGUUGGUGUUUGCUCCCUUCGCUUACCAAAUUAAUGCUGACUUUAGUUUUAGAUCGGUGACUGCUCAGGUUCAGUCGUUAGAGACAUUACAUUCUAUUUUCUAACAAGUGUUGGCUUGUUUAUUACAGGUGGAGGUCUCUCCGGGCUCGUUCAUCACCGAUUACACAGACAGUGCAUUGAUACACCGCUCUGUUGUUGAGGAUCUUAACGCUCAGAUCACGGUAAACUAUUUUUUUCUCCUUCCUUAAUUUUGUCGACGACGAUGCUGUGUUUCAUAGCUAGUGUUCCAUUUCACGCGCAGUUGAACCGUUCACGCCAAAUCUAUCACAGUUGCUGGAAUAUAAAAUGCUCCUGAUAAUUCCUGUAAAAAGUAGCUCAGUGAUUCACUGUUUUCCGCAGCCCAAACGGGUUUUCGCCUAUACUCCACUAACGCAACAACAACAACACUUUAUUUCACCCCAUAAUAUGCAUAAAAUAAAAAUUUAUAACAAUAGUACAGACAAUGAUAGGGGCGCUGGCUGCCCGAAGUAACCUAAGAGUUAAAAAUGCCAGGUAGCCAGUUAAAAGAAAAAAUGUUCAGAAAUGUUUAGGUCAGGGACACAAGAACAAAGAAAACAGAGAAACACACACAAAUAGUUAAGUAACGCGGCCGGAUUUGCUAAGGAUGUGGCCCGUAGGCUCUUCCUGUACGUUUCUGUUCAAGCUUGUAGUGUCCUUGAAGCCAAAGUGAAUUGAAUCGUUUUUUCUGAGCUUAUUUUUAAUCUCGUAUGACCUUCUUUAGACCUUGGGGAAAGGAAAGAUUGCCACAAUGGAAGACAGUAAAGAGUUCAGGAAAGGAAUUCAUCGACUGGAAUGGUAAACGUGAUGUUGAUUUCAUGAUUAACAUUGAUUCUUUGAAAGUUUGGAAGUCGUCUUGACGAUUUAUUUGAGGCGACUGGAGCGGAAGCAAUGCAGUUGUUAUCGCUGUAUCGGAAAAAGGUUAGACUUUCAAAAAAGUCCUUCGUCGGAUUUCAUAUGGCGACUUAUAUGGAUUUCAUGUGGCCGACCUUUCGCGACUUCGCCGCUCGCGGUCGGCCGCCUCGCCGCCAAACAAGACUCGCUCCGCUCGCCAAGAGGUCGACUUGUAGCACGUCUACAUAAAGGUUUGUCUAGUAUGGUGGAAACGCAGCAUAAAUAAUGCACGCCUUUUUCUUGCUAGGGAACACAAGAAGAUGGACAUGCAGUGCGAAGAUCUUCAGGCCAAGAUUCGUGACAUCCAGCUUCUAAGAGUUACCAAGGAGUUGCAGCAGGUGCGGACGUGUUUUCAGUAACCCAGUGUUUACUCUUUCUCUGAUUACUAAGGAUUUGACCAAGCAUGCGGAACCUGCCGUUGAUGUGAUACGAUAAUAAUUCCUCGUGUUGGACCUGAGUUUGUAAACGAAAACCAAUUUAAACUUUAGCACGUUUCAUGGAAAUCAAUAAAGAGUAGUAGGAGUGACGAUUAGCCACUAUAAGCCCUACCCGGGGUAAAUGGAUUUUACUAGCAGAAAGAAACUGACCGGAAAGAAACGUUUUUUGGGAAAUUCAAAUUACAGAGGAACUAUAUUUAUGAGUAUUUAAGGGACGGUUUCCUUUUUUUCUCUCCAGUUUCUCUCGGAGGGAGACCAGCAAGCGAGGCAGCAGCAAGAGAUCGCUACUCUAGAACAAACGCUUACCUUACAAGAGAAGAUGCAUCAUCGCAAUGUUAAUGAUCGCAAGGAAACUAUAAAGAACAUCAAGAGGUUGAUCCGUCGAAAAGAAAAAGAUAAUGAACAACUGGAUGCUGAUCUAGAGGAACUUGCCUUGUCAGUUGCUGAGCGAAGGAAUGUGAACGAAGCAAAUGGUAAGCAGAGUAUUGUGUUCGCCGAGCAGGGUAUCGUCUUCAGGGUCUUGAGUCUUAAACAGGGUGUAAAGGUUCACUUUUAAGCGUCUUGAUCAGGGUGUCUUUUUUGUACCAGAGGCCUUUAAAAGAGUGUGAUGGUCGUCGAUGAGUGAUCUUUAACAAUUAUUCCUCGAGCCCGAAUGGGACUCAGAGGCCAUGAGGGCGAGAGGAAUAAUUGUUUUAGUAAAAUCCAACUAGUUGGUCAUAAAUAUCGAGACAAAACAACUUUAGUUAGCAAAACGCGAUUCAGCCGCCAUCGUUUUGGUUUUCAAAGCCGGCGCUUUUCGCCACUAGUGGGCUAUAAUACAUAGCCUAGUAGUAGCUCGACCAAUCGGAACGCAGCAUUGAAAAUAGACCACUAGUUGGAUUUUACUAAGCAUUAAUAUUUGUGUACAGUGGAUCCUCGAUAUAACGAACGGCCAAGGAACUGGCAAAAUUUGUUCGCUGUAACGAGGUUUCGUUAUAUCAAGGUUGGUUCUUUUUUACUUUUUCUGGGGUAAAGAAAAUCGUUUGUUAACCGAGGACUUCGUUUUUAGAGGUUCGUUAUAUCGUGGUUCCACUGUAUCCCCAAUUUUUUUUCCAGAAAAAUAGUAUUCCUUGACCUUAGUUAAAAAGAUUACUUUACGCUGUAUGCGAAACAAAAGGGAUAAGGGUCAUCAAAUAAGGUCUCUUGUGUUGUACAAGGUAGCGAAAUGAACUGUUUCGAAAAAUGAAGAUUCACGAACGUUCAACGCUUUUCACUCGUCUGGGCUACAGAAAACAAAAGAAUAUGUCAGAUUUCUGGUCUAAAAAGUGGCCGCGGUCGUUUAAGAAAUUUAAAUAGUGGUCGCUUACGAGAGAGUUUUUGAAACAGUAUUCGACUGAGAAACAAAACGGUUAUUUAAAAAGUAGUCGCUUACGAGGAGUGGUCGCUAUGAGAGAAUUGACUGUACUUAGUAGAACUAAUUGUUUGAACCUUGACAAACAGACUGGGUAUCCCACUAGGACGACCUUGAGAACAAUGACCUCAACCAGGUUGGCGUCCAGCGGUUGUAGUGAGUGGGGUGCGAAGUCUCGCGGGCUCCUAAAACCUGGUCUCGGUCAUUCUUAUUUAAGGAUUUUUAUCCAACUAAACAACCUCACCCACCCCCGCCCCCGCCUCAUUUUCUAAUGGAAGAGCCCUGGGUCGCUACUUCAUGCGGUUUGAAAAAGUUAACGUCGUCAAUGCCAUAUGGUCAAGAAUUUUAAACCUUCGUACUUGAUUAGGGUUUACCGCUUCUCAUAGGCACAUAAUGCUUCCACGUAAUAAGACUACAAAGAACGCACAUAUUGAGCGAAAUGCAAUGUGGGAACCUCUAAUAUGCCACAUUUUCUUCGUUUCUUUACUUUGAUGGGAAGGGGUGAGGGCUUUCUCUGCAUUCUAUGCAUCUCUAAACGAUGCAGAAUUUUAUUCCACGAAAUGAGCACAUGAACUUGACCAACACAUGACAGAUUCGUAUCUUUACUUUUCCUUUUAAUAGCGGCUGGUCGCUCUGACACUGGGGCCGAGCGACGCCUGCAGGAUAUUGUGGCACGACGCAAGUUGGUAGACCUUGCCAAAGCGCAGGCGCAGGAAGUAGCCGUGCUCCGGGCUGAAGUGGAACGAUUGCGUAUGCGCACCUUCCCAGCCCUUGUACAAAUUGAGCAUUAGAAGUUUCCUUGUGCUGUAAAUAGACGACGUUUGGAUUGUGUAUUGGAUGUGUGGUCU